Pleurotus ostreatus (oyster mushroom) is the source of this 4092-nucleotide messenger RNA. RefSeq lists its product as uncharacterized. Gene Ontology annotation, cellular component: nucleolus. NCBI's taxonomy places the organism in Eukaryota, Fungi, Basidiomycota, Agaricomycetes, Agaricales, Pleurotaceae. Bases 1 to 4092 code for a protein of 1363 amino acids. The transcript has 15 exons. Gene Ontology annotation, biological process: ribosome biogenesis. The record is from RefSeq and is a predicted model, not a curated record.
AUGGCCACUUCCAAGUCAGGAUUGGAUCUCAUCCAUGCCUUGAAAGCCUCAUCGGACCCUCCAGUUCACGGAGAAAAAUCAAAAAUCGACAUUGCGACAGAAGCAUGGAAUGACCAGUCAUUUUACCUCCCGGGCAAGGCUGAACUUCUAGGGGAUUUUAUUCUGACGCGCUUCGCGAAGGAUAAGGAAAACGAUUCAGCAACGAGCUCCCUGUUAGACAUACGUUACUGGACGCUUCUUCUUGCUCUCUUCUCGUCGGCUGGAUCACACCCGUCUUCGACAAAAUCAUGGCUAUCUUCGAGUAUCAACAGCUUUCCUGUUGCUUCGGUCCUCGCCAAGUUCUUGAAACACUAUACUACCAGACCGUUACCCUCGCCGGACUUAAUCUCCGUGUCUUCCAAAUGUUUUUCCACGCUGUGGUCACUAGCAGGGCCCAAACUCCCUAUGGACGCCAUCCUCGACUGCUUUACCAGUUUCCUCGAGUUCACAACACGUAUUGAAUACGAGGGAAAUGUUGUGCGGCUUGGUUUCGCCAUUGUGUCUACCCUGCGGGGGACAUUUGGGAAUUUGGCAAACAAGAAGAAGUGGUACAUCACCUAUAUCCAUCACAAUCUACACCCCUGGUUAGAAUACUGCCAAGAAGUGCAGGAAACUCGAUACUCCGCCCUUAGAGACGCGGUGUACGGCGUCGGCACAGAUAUUAUAUUCAACGUCGAAUCCAUGAAGGCUUCCCUGGAUCGUGACGACGACACUCUGUUCUCGGCGCUGAAGGACGUCAUUGUGCAAGCACCGUUGAUGAUGCAAGUAUUGCCUCGUCUUUAUCGGUCUUAUAUCCAGGCUCUCAAGACAAAUAAACAUGCUCUGUUUGAUCAAGGCUCCAGUCGUUUGACCCCAAGCGUUACACAGAAAGUGGCUGCAGAAGCCCUGGCCUUCUAUGCUUGGUGUCGAUCGUUACUGGACCCGCUUGAUGUUGAUCGAGUAAACGCGUCGACAAGAGUUGCUUUGCUUUCUCUGAUUCAAGAGGAUAAAUUGUACCUCCCUUCGCAAUUUGACGCAGAAAUCACCCUAAAAAAGGACGUGGAAAUCGCUAUAGCCCAGCUCCAGACUGGCGUGGAAGAGGAAAUACAGCGAUCUGCCAUCGAAUGCCUGAAUACUCUGACGCGUAUCGAUUAUGAGUUAGUCAGCUUUGCAUUGUCGCCGCUACUGACGCGGUUGCUUCUGUUGUCCACCUCGCCAGCCUUCAAACUCCUCGAUCUCCUGAUUGAUUAUCACGCGAAGUCACGGUCGAUAGACGUCUACGUACACAACGUCUUCGAGGUCUUAGACCCCACGCACAUCACCGCACUUGGAAACGACGGUCCGAAAUUAUACCAGGCUUCUUCCUCCGGAGCGUUAUUACAUUCAACGCAUUUGGACCACCUGGGGAGAAGCAUCCGGAGUUUUGCAACCCCCAAUCAGACAAAAGGACUCGUAAAAUAUAUUGUUACCCACCUGCAGGACGCCUGGAGCAGAUACGAAGAGGCUGCAGCUUCAUCCAGUAAUGGUGGUAGCGGCAAGAAAGCUAGAGUCUCGGAAUGGGACAUAGCGUCUACCAUUUACACCCACUCAGCCAGACUCUCGGCCAUCGUCCUCUCGUCUCUGUCUAUCAACUCGGUACCCUCUGAGCAACGUAGCGAAAUCGUCAAAGACGUGGAUGAAGCCAGCGAGCUCUUAGUCAAGACUGUCCUUGGCAAAUUACUGAAGGUAUCUAGGUGGCAGAAGUCUCCCACCGCUUGGUCUGCGCAGAUUGUGGCCGCAGCUGCUUUGCGUCUACACUACUCUUUACGCAUAGAUCCUAAGUGGAUUCUGACGCGCUCCCCCACCAAGUUACUCUCCAAGGCAGCCGACGCUUUCCAGAAGCAAUACUUGCUUCCGGAAUUGAGUUUCGAACUGUUCCGCACGUUGAUGUUCUUCGGCGUUGACCCGCCUGAAAUUCGUCAAGAUGCAUUAGAUCGUGCUCUGACUUAUAUCGUUGCCCAGCCCAAUGAUACCACCGCUAUUUGGAAUGGACAGACUCAUUUCCUGACCCAAACUGAGGAAGGCAGCCGGCAACUAUCCCUUGCUUUUCUCCACUUAAUCAUUCAACGUUGGCUUCCAUCGAUCGAUUCACCUCAGUUUGAACCACAAUUGAGAAAGCUUGCGGAUAUCACCCUCUCGACGGAUGUCAGCGUUCCCAUUGGGCACGGACUGUCCGUCACGGCGAUCAUAACGCAGGAGCUGCAGUCAGCGCAGACAUGGGAAUUACCAAAUUUUCGCAAGGUGUUGAUAGCGUCGGUCAUGGAGGGGACAUCGACGAAAGAAUCGCCGCAAUCAGAUUUGGUGUUUCAAAUUCUCCUCCUUUUCCCGACAGAUUAUCUCCCUAAAUCCUCUCGCAUCGAAUUGAUCAAGCGAGCGCAGAAUCUCGACUUCGACGCCAACAAUGAGCUAACACGUCUAAUAUUACGCACUUUCCUGGCCAAGGAAUUAGUACAGCCUGACUCCCUCCUUCAUGAUGCAUCAGAAUUCGUCUACCAUUUACUUCAUUGUCAAGGGAUGUAUAACCAACUGCGAACAGUCACAAUGGAUCUGGUUGGGCUUUACUUACGGAAUGCUAUGAGGGACAACAAAUCUGCUACCCUCUCCAAAAUUCUGGAGCUAUUAUCACACUUUGAUUUGGUUCGAACUUCCGUCGGUCGCGACCUUGGGAAGCAAUUGGUGGAUGCAUUGAGCGAGUAUCAAAGAGAGAGUCUAUCAAAAGAGACACAAGGCGACCUUUUGUCGUUCCAUCAACGAUGGCUUGCGGCUGUCUCUUACCACUUGGAAACGUUCAUCGAGAACAAUAACGGGACUUUGCCUGAGAUAUCAAUAUUGCUUACCUGGGUCCACGUGCUGUCUCUGGGACGAUGGUUAGAAUCACCGACGACUGGCCGGUUUGUGAAGCUGGGUCAAUUGUUGGUAAAGAAGCUUCAGCGAGAGGAAGCGACAAGCGAGCACUGCACAGCCUGCCUUGCUAUCCUCAUCGGAGAGCUAGAUUACUAUGAAGAAACCGAACUUCCAAACCAAUUAGAGACGCUUCUAGCCACAUACGUUGUGUUCCAUCCCAGAAUCAGUUCCACAGACAACACAUUGAUAGACUCACGGCUAGCUGGGUACAUUCGCACUUCAUCGACUGCACUAUUCUCCCAUGUCCUGGAUCAGCUUGCUUCUCUGUUCACCGCUGAGGUGCUCCAGAGUAGCCGCGGUACAUCGUUGCUGCAUCUUGCUAGCGUUCUUCUUCACGACCCUCCACAAGGAAGUCUGAAAGCCACACAAAAGUUUAGUUCGGAGUGCUUCAGAGUCUUUGCUGACGCCAUAACGAAUACGCCUCGGUCGAGGCAACAACAAGUAUUAGCGUUCAUCUCGAUUUGUUGCUCCGAAAGACCUGCUGUCCUACGACCGACGGAUACUGGGAAUCUUUGGUCUACUCUGGCGAAGAUGGUCGCAAAUUCCAAACUGCACGAUGGGCACACUUCGUAUCCCAUGUUCCAGCAAAUUAUUGCCAUCAUCAGUACAAUUGUGCGACUUCGUCGGGAUCUGUUGGUCAAUAACCUCCCGCAACUGGGGCACACCCUUGCCCGACUUUUAUUAUGUCUGAGAACGACUCGACAUAAUCUUGGGGCCAUGCAGAAAUCGAUGGUGCUGGAUACAUUCCCCCAAUGGAUCACGGCCGAUGAACCUCUGACUGUCCGGGAAGCCAAAGCACUCGCGAGACUGCUAGAAAAUAUCAACGCGAAGACGGUUGUGCGCAACAACGCAGCACAUCAGGAGCUCCAGAAAGCAGAGUCACUAGCGAAGCCGUUUUCAAAACAUGCAUCCUACAUUCUUAAGGCUUACGUUACCGUCAUGAACGACCCCCUUUGCCUACUUCCCCUACCGAUACGGAAGGAACUACGUUCAGGCCUCUUUGUUCUCUGUGGCAUGGUCAACGACCAUUCCAGAGAUGCCAUCAUGGUUUCCCUUGAUGUAGGUGGAAAAUUGACUUUGAAGUCGUUGUGGCAGGAGUACGAAAAGCAACGAUAUCAUGGUCAAGGGUAG